AAAGAAUCCAAGAAAAAGUGAUAGAAAAAGCGAGCCUCUCUCGUCCCUAUGACCACAAGAACAAGCUCCGAUCCAUAAUCAAAGAUGGUGGUUUCCUCAAUAUCUCUGAGCUGCUUUUCGCCAUGCUUAUACAGCAAGUUGAACUACCUGUCCGGUUCGAAUGAACCGCCUCGCAAUUCUGCGAUUUCAUCUUUCCGCAAUGCAGUCGCUGCCGAAACAGAGACAACCUCCGACGACGAUGGACAAAUUGUAGGGCACUUACAGAGAAGGCCUCUAUUAUUGGGACUUGGAACACUGACUGCAACUGUUCUCCCUGCAAAUCCACUCAAAGCUGAAGAAAUACCAGCGAAGUACAGAGAAUUUGUGGACUUUAUAGAUGGGUAUUCUUAUAUAUAUCCUCAAGACUGGAAGGACUUUGACUUCAGAGGGCACGAUUCUGCAUUUAAAGACAGGUAUUUGCAAUUGCAAAAUGUGAGGGUGAGAUUCAUACCAACUCAGAAGAAAGAUAUCCAUGAUUUAGGUCCAAUGGAAGAGGUUGUAACCAAUUUGGUGAAGCAUGUAUAUGCUGCCCCCAACCAAAGGCCAACAGUAUAUGACAUGCAAGAGAGAACUGUAGAUGGGAAAAAUUACUACACGUUUGAAUACGUUCUCACAUCGCCAAAUUACUCAAGUGCCUCGUUUGCAACAAUAGGCAUAGGAAAUGGAAGGUAUUACACCUUAAUUGUUGGAGCCCUUGAAAGGCGCUGGAGAAGGGUAAGAGAUAAGCUUAAAGUGGUUGCAGAUUCCUUCAAGAUAUUAGACAUCUGAAAUUAUAUCAGGGUUUCCCUGGUGCAUGUUCUAAUUUGUUUAUAGAUUGAAUUUAAAAUUUAUGUAGCACAAUAUGAACCUUUUUGUCUAUCAUAGAAUGGGAAGAUUUUCAAGUUGACCUAGUAAUCUGAAUUGACAGAUUCAAAUUUGAUUCUAGGUAAAAAUUAAUAAUACCCAUUUCUAUUUUUAGAAACCAA
This is a messenger RNA of Neltuma alba, 1004 nucleotides long. Its product is annotated as photosynthetic NDH subunit of lumenal location 1, chloroplastic-like. Bases 85 to 807 code for a protein of 240 amino acids. The transcript is spliced from 8 exons. Lineage: Eukaryota; Viridiplantae; Streptophyta; Magnoliopsida; Fabales; Fabaceae. Gene Ontology annotation, molecular function: calcium ion binding. The record is from RefSeq and is a predicted model, not a curated record. Gene Ontology annotation, biological process: photosynthesis. Gene Ontology annotation, cellular component: photosystem II; photosystem II oxygen evolving complex; extrinsic component of membrane.